Actinia tenebrosa (Australian red waratah sea anemone) is the source of this 5240-nucleotide messenger RNA. RefSeq names its product N-acetylglucosamine-1-phosphotransferase subunits alpha/beta. Gene Ontology annotation, molecular function: UDP-N-acetylglucosamine-lysosomal-enzyme N-acetylglucosaminephosphotransferase activity. The record is from RefSeq and is a predicted model, not a curated record. Lineage: Eukaryota; Metazoa; Cnidaria; Anthozoa; Actiniaria; Actiniidae. Gene Ontology annotation, biological process: N-glycan processing to lysosome; carbohydrate phosphorylation. Gene Ontology annotation, cellular component: Golgi apparatus.
UGGCGGACGAACGCUUGUUGUUUUGAUUUCAGUACUUACAGGUGAAAAAACAGCUGAAAUAUUUUGCCUACUACCCUCGAUCUCCACAAAUGAGUAGAGUACUGUUCAAGAUUCUAUGCAAACUCGUUCAAAGGCAAACCUACAGCUGUCUAUCCACGCGGUAUGGGAUAAUAUUAUGCUUCGGUGGUAUCCUGCUUUUACUUGUCUCAGCAUUUCAGUUCGGGGAGGUGGUGCUGGAAUGGAGCAUGCAAAAAUAUUCCUUAAAUUUCAACAUUUAUCAUGAUAACGUAGUUGGAAAAUCCUUCCAGGAUCGUCUUUGUCUACCUAUACCUAUAGAUGUUGUGUAUACUUGGGUAAACGGAAGCGAACCUAAACUUAUUUCACAACUUCAGAAACUUAGGCUUGAGCUAGAAGCACAAGAAAACAGGACGAAGAAUGAGAUAUUUAAGAAUGGUUCCGAUGUUCGAAACUCUGAGAAACUACUUAAAAAGGCGAUAAUCUCAAACGCUAAGAGAAGAAAGAGCAAUGAAGGUGUGAGGUCAAGUUUUGACUGUUCGUUUGCAAAUUGUGUACCUGGAAGAAUAUUGGUUCUUCAAAAUGUGCUCAAACAACGUGGGUUGACUCUUAAAGAAGCACAGUCUCUACAUCCUUCCUUUAAACUGGUCUCUGAGGUUCGAAAUUCGACCUUAAAUGGGCCAGAAAAGGAGUAUAUGAGUAUUCUUUAUUUUCCAAAUGCAGACAGCACACGUAAUUCAAUGCAGGAAAGUAUAAAAUGGAAUGGUCAAAGUAUUGAUAGCUAUCAAGGAUACUUUACUACAAAUGCUUCAGAUGCAAGAAGCAUAAAUUCUGAUUAUGAAGUCAUAGUUACUGGUUUUACCAAGUACACUGAUAUAGUCCAGUUGCAGCAAGCAUUACAAGAGCAUUAUGGAAAAUCAAUGAUAGAUAUAAGUUAUGAGCCAAGUAAACAUGUAGCUGUAGUUUACUUUAGAGAUGAAAGCUCAACACAAAGAGUCCUUGAACAAUUUAAGGGGAAUCUCACGGUUGACGAUGGCGCACUGAAAUUCCACCCUGCAUAUUUAGUUUGGUCAAACAUUUUCCCAAAGCCAAAAGAACAGUCAACAAGUGCCUAUGAGGAUAGUGACGAACAUGAUAUCUCAGCCAAUCGGUUUGCAGAUAAUCAGGAAUUGAGAUACUCUCUUAGAUCAAUAGAGAAGUUUGCACCAUGGGUCCGUAAUGUGUAUAUUGUCACUAAUGGACAAAUCCCGUCAUGGCUGAACCUUGAUAACCCCAGAAUCAAGGUUGUUCCACACAAAGAUAUAUUUAAAAACCAGAGUCAUUUGCCAACCUUUAGUUCUCCAGCUAUUGAAAGCCAUAUUCAUAGAAUACCAGGAUUAUCACAGAAAUUUAUCUAUAUGAACGAUGAUGUUAUGUUUGGUGAUAAUGUGUGGCCGGAUGACUUUUAUACUCAUGCCAAAGGUCAAAAAAUAUUUCUUACCUGGCCCGUUCCAAAUUGCAAUGAUGGAUGCCCAGCAAAUUGGAUAUCUGAUAAGUACUGUGACAAAGCUUGUAAUGUAUCUGAGUGUGAUUAUGAUGGAGGUGAUUGCAUUGGAGUCAAGCAAGGAUCAAGACAUUCUUAUCAAAACUGGCAUCAACAGCAAUCCAGAUUCCGAUUAGAUUUCUGCGGAACUGGUUGUGCAGAUACUUGGGUGGGUGACCGUUACUGCGACACAGCUUGCAAUGUUGAAGCAUGCGGGUUUGACGCAGGUGAUUGUGGUGUCUCAAAGUUUGACAUACUGUACAAAGUAGAUAUAAAACAGAACAACCAGAAUUUCUCAUUACCCAGUGGUUUAACAGUAUUGUACUUUAACAUGUCACACUUUUUCCAAGAUGGUAAGAUAACAGAUGCCGAGCACACCGAGGAGACGAUAAUAAGAUCAGCUGUGGUCGCUCAGAAACAUAAAAUACUUACCCUUGUUUUGCGAACCAAUUAUAGCCGUACUCCUGUCUCAUUUAGAAUAACUGGUGUCCCUGAUGCAAAUCAGACCAAGAAAGUAGAGCUUAACUUUAACAUCAGCGUUGAAACAACUGGAACUUAUGUUCCCACAACUGAGCCACCAACCUUCAUGCCGAUUACUCAAAGAUCAACAUUAAACCCAACUUUAAAUGUAGUGAUGGAAAGAAGCUACAAAGAAAUUAGAAUUCUUUAUGCAAAUAAGUCUAUCAAUUAUUGGAAUGUUGUCAAUAGCAGUUUUCCGAGACCAACUUGGAUGGUGAUUGACAGCUCAAAAUAUGAUGUUCCACAUCUAUCAAAUGAUACAAUUCUUCCCCAAGAAGUCAGUAAGGCUCUGCAGAGUCUUCAAGAGGAAUUUGCCGAAGGAGAUCUCACAGAGAAGGGCUACAGAAGGCGCAAGGCAAAGCUCCUGAGAGAAUAUUUCAAUAAUGCCAGUUACUAUGACAACCGUGCUACAAAUAACCAUGGUAACGUUAAGACAACGGUGAUAAAUGUGUCAAUUGAUUCAAGCUUGUUUGAAGAACAAUAUGUGAAGCUAAACAAAAGAAAGGGCGAAUAUAAGGACCUGGAAACAGAAGACAAAAGUAAACGAGAAGUAGAGAGUGAAAAUCCAAAGGCUUCAAACAAAGAGCAGAACUUUAACCGCCGUCUUCUAUCGGUGGAUGACGCUCAAGAAGAUUUAAAUUCCCUUGCACCAGAUAAUACUAAAGGGUCUUUUGGAGGCGGAAAACAGAAAGAAGAGUCACUAAGACCAAGUGAAGACGAGCUAUUUCUUGCCAAUUGGAUCGCAAACACGAAGCGCAAACAACUUUCUUACGACGAAGACAUGGAAAAAAGCUACCGGAAAUGGAGGUCACGUUACGGGGACUGGAACCCAAAGACGCGCGCUACAGACACGAGUUUCCUACCCUGGGAAAGACAUCAGAUUUUUCAGCUUUCAGCAAAACGCGAACAGCGCCGGCAAAAGCAAGAGGAAUACACCUUUUCUACUGGUUAUCGUAGCCGGAAAAUCUUAGACACUUUUGCUGAUUCCCUCCUUCACGUUCAUCGUAUCUACAACCGGAAGUUUGGUUACAUCGCGCGUAAGGUUCCCGCCCACAUGCCUCAUAUGAUCGACAUCAACAUUAUGAACGAAUUACAGGAUAUGUUUCCGGAGGAGUUUGAUGUGACGUCAUCGCAUAGGUUGCGCAGCUCUGACGACAUGCAGUUUGCGUUUUCGUACAACUACUUUGUGAUUGGUCAACCGUCUUCAAUCAACGUCACUGAGUUUUUUAUCGAACUUGACUCGGAUCACUCAGGUCAACUGUCCGAUCGAGAGUUACGCACUCUGGCCGCAAAAAUAUACCCUCUCCCUCUUGACUCAGCCACGAUGAAGAAGCUAGAAAAAACACUUAUCGACUGCUCACUCAAUAUGACCAAACCUCUAGACAAGAAGACCUCCGCGUCCACCCUACCUGUGGUCACCGAAUCACUGCUCAGCGCAUGCGCUCCAAUACUAAACCUCUUAAACGACACCAAAAAAACAUCGAAGAAAUACAAGCACGAGACUCUGGGAGACGACGAUAUAGCCUUCAAAAUGAUCGGCAACAACGCUACAGCCGUUCUCCGACAACUCGACAACAUUCGCGCCAACAAGAAAAAAUUUAUCUGCUUGAACGACAACAUCGACCACUCGCAAGACGCUAGCACAGUGCGAGCGCUUCUGGUCGACUUCUAUGAGUCGUUCUUCCCCAUACCCUCUCAGUUUGAAUUGCCCGCUGAUUACCGGAACCAGUUUCUUUACGUUGAUGAACUUCAAGAAUGGAAGAAAGAAAGACAGGAGAUAGAUUCUAGGACCAAAACAGUUAUAGCUGUCCUGGCGUUAGUGUUAUUAGUGAUUCUAUUUCGUCGCAAGUUGUAUGGGCUGGUUAGAUACUUGAAUCCUUUUCGAAGGCGUUUGAUCACUAGUGUCUCGGGAUCUGGAUCGACUCGACUCAUGAGCGUCUGAUUUGAUUGACAUGUGUGGUGUUUCCACAGGGUCGGCGGUGGCGGCGCGGCGCGGCGGUGACAUCAUCCAGUUGAACCAGAGUCAUCCAAUCAGGAAUUUCUCGCACCAAAUAUCUGUGAUGUCCUGUUUGAAGUGUCUCGCGCAAACGUCGUGCGUAAAAACUGAGAGUAACCUCUAGACUCAGUAAGAUCGUUUUGUUCAUAAAUCAAACUUACCUGAAAACUGUCUGGAUCGGCGCUGCGAGUCAGCUUCAAGGUCACGUGAAGUUUACCUCUAACGAUACACUCUGUAAUUUCUCUCGUGCCGGCAAUGCAACAGUUAAGAUUUCAUUUGCAUCAAGAAGGUGAAAGACCACCUCCCUGGUUGCAUUUAAAGCGCGAGGAAUUGCGGCGUAAGCCAUGUCUUGCAACAACAGUGCGCUAACGAUCGCAGAAAAUUCAUGUUUGCGUUGCCAUCACAAGAGGAAAUUGUAUUGCGUAUCGACAACUUUUAACUUGAAAGUUAGAACUUUUAAACUGAUGCAUUGUGGUCUAGCUUCAGUACGAACAACACCAUACAUGGAGUGAUGUGUGCUAUCUCGAAAAGGUCUUUGUAGCUGGCCUUAGGAAAUGACAAGAUUGAAGGUCGUGACAAUCAGGGGGGAUCAGGGGGGGACAAAGAGAAAGAAUGAAAUCCAUAAAAAUAUGUAAAAAAAUAUUUGAGAAAACUCAAAUCAUAAGAUUGGGAAUUAUAAAUAAAAGAAUUAUUUGUGGUGCAAUUUUAACAUUAUUGGAGAGAUAUAUAAAACUAUCCACAUAAUUCAGGAAAAAAAGUUGAAACGAGAAUUGAAAAUCUUUUGCCUAUCUGACAAUGUACUUAACCAAUCUAGCUUGACAGCCUCUCUUGUAGCCACCUGGAACAUUCUGUUCUAAUAUGGUGGUAGAACUUUAAUAUUUUAUUCACAUACUACAGUACAAUUCCCAAAUACAAAAGUAAAAAAGAAUAUCAAAUGCAAAUAUGAACAGUUCCAACUUAGAGCUGCAUAUCAUUAUUGUCAAUAGGUGGACCUUUUUAAUAAAUUCCACAAUGAAUUAUUUUCCAGAGUUUGAUGUCAAAUUUAUUCUUUCAAUAUUAUUUAAAACAAAUAAAUUUGACCUCAAAGGUGAAAAAUAUGGCAGUAUGGGAUUUAUCAAAAGGGUCUUAGACUUGUCUUCGCCAGAAUUGAAAUUAAAUAAAGACAAACGAAACAAAAAAUGGAAAAAA